This is a messenger RNA of Volvox carteri f. nagariensis, 1017 nucleotides long. RefSeq lists its product as uncharacterized. Gene Ontology annotation, molecular function: ATP binding; protein kinase activity. The record is from RefSeq and is a predicted model, not a curated record. Lineage: Eukaryota; Viridiplantae; Chlorophyta; Chlorophyceae; Chlamydomonadales; Volvocaceae. Gene Ontology annotation, biological process: protein phosphorylation. The annotation marks the transcript as partial. The transcript has 11 exons.
AUGCAAGCCGGGUUUGCUGGACCACCUGGACAUAACCUUGCAUCGGCCUCACCUCCAUGGGCGCUCAUGGGCCGGAUGGUCCCCGCUGACCGCAUCGCUCUGAGCUCAGAGCAGAAACAGAUGCUCAUCACCUCCGCUGCGGCCCGACUGAGUGGUCUGGAUACCGCUGCCUUCGACGCGCAAUUGCAGGAGCUACUCCUGCUACUGCCAGAUAUACGAAGUCGGCUGUUGUCGUUAAAACCCGCUAUCUUGGUGGAGCUCUGUUCGGAUACCCGGGGUGUGGCGUACAAGCUGGUCCAGCUCCGGGAGAUGUUCCCCGAUGCAAACGUGUCCGUCAUCAUCGCCAAGCGCCCCACGCUGCUGACCGCAGCGGAGUGGCCGGGGGUGGAGGUGGCGCACAGGAAGCUGGGGACGAUGUUUCCCGAGGGGGGCCUCGGCCAGAUGGUGACGCAGCAGCCUCUGCUGCUGGUGGAGGAUGUGGACGAGGUGGUCGGCGAGCUGGAACGGCUCAUGCCCGGCAGCGGCCGCAGCGGUCGGGGCCUGUUGCGGAGCAAUCCCGAUCUGUUGUUGGCCGUUGUGGAGGCGGUGGCGGGCAGCGUAGCGGGAGGCGGGCGAGAGGUAGCGGGAAGCAGCAGAGCAGCGGCGGCGGAGGCGGAGCCGGAGGCGGCGAUACUCUUGGCGGCAUCGCGGCUAGCCGGCGGGUAUGGGGGAGUUACUCAUCGCAGUACCCCCCAUCCACCCAUUGCGUUUCGCAUUUCCUCCCCCCCCCUCCGUCCGCUGCCACCACCGCCCCUCCCGGGGGACUCCAUCGCGCUGCUGCUGCUUUGGGAAUCCCUCAGCCGGCACAUCCCCACAAGUCGCGAAUGGUUGCUGCCCGGUGUGGACGUGCGCAUCAUGUUGCUCCGGAACCCGGGUGUGCUGACUCAGUACCGGCUGGAGCGCAAGGUGGGAGAGGGCACCUACGGGGUGGUGUAUCGAGCUACGGAGGUGGCUACCGGGCAAACCGUGGCUGUCAAG